AUGGCGGCGUCCAUGACAUUCAGUCCCCUGCAUUGCUUGACCUUUUGGCUUCUGCUUGCGCUGCUCGCUCGCUCAGUAGCCAUCUCGCUGUCGAGCAGUACGAGCAGAGGCGGCCGUCAUGAGCACAAUCCUCAGCAUUCCAGCGCCUACAUCGUUUACGCUGACCACGUCGCCAAGCCGUCCAACUUCACCACCCUCGAGCACUGGUACACCUCCAUGGUGGGCUCCCUCUCCCCGGCCGCCAACUCCACCCACUUCUUGUACGUGUACGACACCGUGAUGCACGGCUUCGCCGCCGAGCUCACCGUCGACGAGGCCCGGCGCGUGUCGAACACUCCGGGCGUGACCGGCGUGUUCAAGGACAAGGCGGUGCAUCUGCACACUACCAGGUCCCCGGCCUUCCUCGGCCUCGACAAGGACUCUGGCAUCUGGCCGGACACGGACUUCGGCGACGGCAUCAUCAUUGGCUUCGUCGACAGCGGCAUCUGGCCGGAAAGCGCCAGCUUCAACGACAUCAGGCUCACCCCGUCCGGCCGAGCUGGAAGGGCUGGUGCGCCAACGGCGAGCGGUUCAACGCUAGCAUGUGCAACAACAAGCUAG
Messenger RNA from Miscanthus lutarioriparius, 600 nucleotides. NCBI's taxonomy places the organism in Eukaryota, Viridiplantae, Streptophyta, Magnoliopsida, Poales, Poaceae. The record is from the annotation of a GenBank genome assembly.